UAACAGCAGCAGACGACAAGAACACAGAAGUGUCAAACUACCAUAUAUGUGUAAUUUUUACUGGCCGGAGAACUGCAGUGGAACGUCAAUCGAAAGGAAAUUGUUGCGACAUAAGUAUUAUCUACAAAUAUAAUUUUUCUAAUAGAUAUGAUAGAGAAUCUCGCAGCAAAAUUAUGCUUGCUACUGUCGGAAAAUGCCAAUACAGCCGAACAAUGGAAGCUACUGGGACAGGAGAGAGAUGGUUCGAUACUUAUCAGUUGGGUGGAGGAAUCAGAAAAAGGCAAUGUACAUACAUUAUGUACUGUAAUUGGCCGUUACGACCAGAUUAACAAUAAAUUACAAGUAUUAUACUGCUUUCCAAAGGUAUUAAAUAUCGUUCAAGCCACAGUCAAUCAAAAUCAUAAUUUAUUAGGAUAUGUAACGAAGCAAAAAGAAAAUCACUUGGAGCCAGCAGAUGCCAAUGAAAAUCGCUGUUCAGACAACAUUAAUGCAACCGAUGAACUUUGCAGAGAGCUUUAUAGAGUAUUUAUCAUUGAAUUGACGACUGAUGAUGACAAAAUGCAUAAUCUAGAGAUAGAGAGAUCUAAACAAGUGCGGAUACAAUUUUUAUAUAGAGAAAAAGAGCAACUCAAUGUAGACAAAUUUUUGGUGCUAAUACAUCAUGAAUGUGUCAUGAUAUACACUGUUCAAUUUGAUACAUCUGAAAGUGAUUUAAGGCCGAUAAAAGAAUUAAAAUCUGAAAUACUUGUAAAAACCUUUAUAUGGGCUCAAUGGGAUAUGAUUAAUCAAGUUCUUUAUCAUAUACAUCAUCGACGAAUACCCGCGAGUGUAGUUACUGAGAAUGAUGAUGAAAAUAAUUCCAAAUCUUCAAAACCGACACUUAGCGGUCUUCAAUUUCAUGAUGACUUGCCUCAUGAAACAGUGCUGAAUAUCCCAUUAAAUUUACCACUACUAUCACCGUCCUCUAAUUGCGGGACUUACGAGGACGACGUAAUACCCCUACGAGUCCACGAUUGUUCUCUAGAUCUCAUAGUAGUGUCGGAUACCAAGGGGAUGGUUUGCGUUUGUCACUACUACCUUUACCGACCCGUUCAGCCACCUCAGCACGUACUUAACUCCUUGAACGAGUCCAACACGGUGCACUUCGCAUACUCGGUGACGCUUUUACAUCGCAGCUGCGUCAUCCACUGUGUUAUACCUGGUAUAACGUGGUCGCGCGCCAAGCUGAUGAGACCGACCUUCGCAAUCUACGAGGGCCAUCAUAUGAUAGUGUUCGUGCCGGGGCUGUUUGCCCAUCUUCUCGAGAUCGGUGUGAACCACGAGCCCUGUUGUCACAUACUAUGCGGCCCACCGCCGUCGAUACCGUCUCGCGUUUCCUAUCUGGUGCCCUUGCUCGACCUGGAUAACACCAGCAAAGGCACGAGAAAGAAUUCCUACAAUCCGGACGGUAGUUCCCUCGCGAAUUCUAGCAGUGUACUGACGAUAGACUUGCCCACUCUGGAUCUGGUGCCGUUGACAAUCCCCCCGGACUUUCUCAUCGAGGUCUUUCGCAAGGAGAUCUCGGUCGAGAUCCGUCUGGGGAUACUCCAUUAUUUUCUCUGUCAUAAAAACGACACGGAAGUAAUCGCGGAAUUAAUGUCCAUUGUUGCGGAGAAGCCACGCUCGCUGGACAUCCCGCGCUUUAUGCAAGAGAUUCUUAUAGGCGGCUCUUACGCUCUAGUGCAAAAGAAUCUCCUCGCUGAUACGAUUCCGUUGCUGUCCCUGUUGCCCGUUACUACAAUCGGGGAUUACAUGACGUUUGACAUAAAAAUGAACGAUUUGGACAUUACGCUGAGCCACGAGAAACUCUGGAACACAUCGGUGAUGUUGCUCUCGCCGCAGCAAAGGCUCGUUCCUUAUCGUAGCGAUCUAUGGACUAGGCUGUGGGAUCAGCUAAGUAAAAAUGGUGGCGAUAAAUUAAGAUUCAAAUCUAGCCAUAUUGCGGAGAAGCUAUUAGUCUCUUUAGCUUGCUAUCAACCAGAGGCCUUGUCCAGAUGCAGCACUCCAAUGUCACCAAGUGGAGGAUUUGUUGCAGUACCUCUUGGAGAUUUCAUGGGUAAUCGCAGUAUCAAGUUGGACUCGGGUUUACCGUUUAACGAGACUGAAAGUUGCACCGCUUCGAAGCAGGAGCAUAUCGUUUCCGUCAAUUUACGUGAACUCUCCAUGUACCUUCUGAAAAACGGCACGUACAACACGUCGACCAUGCAUACGCGAGGCUCUUGCACCCCGUUACACGUUCAUGCCAUGGCUACGAGAUACGUGGCUGCGCAAUUGGAAGCUUCGCGUAUAUUAUGUCAAAUACUUUGCAGGGCGGCCGGCGUCGAUCCAAGAAUCGAGCAAGAACGUGGAUUUAAUCUCAUAGAUCAAUUGGACGAGGCGAGACGAUGGUUACUGUUUAUGCUUUUGCAACGAUACAGACACGCAAUAGAGAACAUCGCAUUCCCGGCACCACAGGGAUUCGCAUCAUUUUUCACUUAUCUCGGCUACCGCACUCUCAAGUAUUCAAUGUUUUUACAGUAUGUCGAACGUUCAGUGUUUGAACUCCAAGUUGACGUUACCAAGAUCAUUCUAGCCGAUAUAAGUGAUACGAAAGAGAAUGUCGUUCAAAAGUUGAAGUUGUUGUCCUUCUUGCCGAGAUCUCGUGCAAAAAGACUCUUAAAUCAAUGGCUGCAUCCAGUUAGCUUAAUGUUACGAGCCAGAGAACAUGCCGCUAAUAUUUUGUGCGGUGAAGUAUCUCAGAGUCGAACUGGAAGCCGAACUUUACAACAUCGGAAUCAUCACAAUAGUUUGGCAGCAUUUCCUUCCGCAGAUCGUUUAUCACCCUUAGAUACCUUUUUGGAUUUGCUUACUGCAAAAGCUAGUCUCACAGAAUUGGAUUUCGGGCUAUUGAUAGAGGCAACAGUAACAUCUACGGAGGAUUUUCUCUAAUGGAAAUUAAGUUUAGUAUUUGUAAUCAAAGAAUGUAAUAAGUGCUUUCUUUUUAAUAGAUAAUCAAUUAUAAAUAAUACUUUAAACUUUUGCGAUCGAA
Messenger RNA from Camponotus floridanus (Florida carpenter ant), 3067 nucleotides. RefSeq names its product protein pigeon (gene pigeon). The coding region runs from base 148 to 2967 and encodes 939 amino acids. Gene Ontology annotation, biological process: positive regulation of amyloid-beta formation. Lineage: Eukaryota; Metazoa; Arthropoda; Insecta; Hymenoptera; Formicidae. The transcript has 10 exons. The record is from RefSeq and is a predicted model, not a curated record. Gene Ontology annotation, cellular component: trans-Golgi network.